AUGUCGAUUCUGCCGUUACACGAUGAUGGGACGGAUUAUAAAUGUAACUCGUGCUUAUCACACCGAGGAUAUAGCCACGCGGCCGCCGAGUACAUAGCCACUUCUGUGUUAAGUAACAAAGAUAGCCAGCCCCCAUUAGCCGAGGCUAUACACGCGGCCGCCGAGUACAUAGCCACUUCUGUGUUAAGUAACAAAGAUAGCCAGCCCCCAUUAGCCGAGGCUAUACACGCGGCCGCCGAGUACAUAGCCACUUCUGUGUUAAGUAACAAAGAUAGCCAGCCCCCAUUAGCCGAGGCUAUACACGCGGCCGCCGAGUACAUAGCCACUUCUGUGUUAAGUAGCAAAGAUAGCCAGCCCCCAUUAGCCGAGGCUAUACACGCGGCCGCCGAGUACAUAGCCACUUCUGUGUUAAGUAACAAAGAUAGCCAGCCCCCAUUAGCCGAGGCUAUACACGCGGCCGCCGAGUACAUAGCCACUUCUGUGUUAAGUAACAAAGAUAGCCAGCCCCCAUUAGCCGAGGAUAUGUACGCGGCCGCCGAGUACAUAGCCACUUCUGUGUUAAGUAACAAAGAUAGCCAGCCCCCAUUAGCCGAGGCUAUAUACGCGGCCGCCGAGUACAUAGCCACUUCUGUGUUAAGUAACAAAGAUAGCCAGCCCCCAUUAGCCGAGGCUAUACACGCGGCCGCCGAGUACUAUACACGCGGCCGCCGAGUACAUAGCCACUUCUGUUUUAAGUAA
Molecule: messenger RNA, 738 nt
Organism: Gigantopelta aegis
Lineage: Eukaryota; Metazoa; Mollusca; Gastropoda; Neomphalida; Peltospiridae
Exons: 3
Coding region: 1-738 (245 amino acids)
Source: RefSeq, a predicted model, not a curated record